AUGAUGGUUUUGUUGACCAGUGAGUGGCCCACGGCAUCUGUCAACCAGCAAACAGACGGACGAGCGUCCCGUCAGAGACUACUCAUAUGUCAGCAAAGGAAGCCGGCCGGGCCAGCUCACCAGUUCAGCUCCCGGUCAAGGCUGGAGCUGAAGCACAUCAAACAGCGAACUCGAAACUCAAAGGGGGGAAGCUUGGGCGUCAACACUGCUGUCGUCAAAACCAAGCCUCGAUGUCAAGUACCGCUACAUCGCCCCCAUCAAGUUUUGGCGGGUUCCUGGAGUGGCUUGCGGUGUCGCUUUCCGGGUCCCCGUUGGUUGACGGGCCAAAAUGCUAUCAAUGACACCACUUUCCCACAGCUUGCCGCAUUCGUACAUGUGUGCGUAUCCGUACACGUAUACCUAGUUGAACGAGUCCGUUGA
Messenger RNA from Colletotrichum destructivum, 420 nucleotides. RefSeq lists its product as uncharacterized. The record is from RefSeq and is a predicted model, not a curated record. NCBI's taxonomy places the organism in Eukaryota, Fungi, Ascomycota, Sordariomycetes, Glomerellales, Glomerellaceae. The coding region runs from base 1 to 420 and encodes 139 amino acids. The transcript is spliced from 3 exons.